Messenger RNA from Daphnia pulex (common water flea), 4539 nucleotides. RefSeq names its product opsin-3-like. The record is from RefSeq and is a predicted model, not a curated record. The transcript has 7 exons. Gene Ontology annotation, cellular component: membrane; photoreceptor outer segment. The coding region runs from base 1565 to 3607 and encodes 680 amino acids. NCBI's taxonomy places the organism in Eukaryota, Metazoa, Arthropoda, Branchiopoda, Diplostraca, Daphniidae. Gene Ontology annotation, biological process: G protein-coupled receptor signaling pathway. Gene Ontology annotation, molecular function: G protein-coupled receptor activity.
GGCCAAUCGAUCUAAAUCAGUCGAAAUCAAUCUUCUUCUUCUCCUUCUCGGCCCGUCUUAUUCCACUUUUCGGCUGGAUGGCUGGCCGGCCUGACAAUGAAACGGGAUUCAGCGACGCGUAGUGCGUGUGCCGUCGCCCAGUGCUGCUGGCCCAUUGUAUUGCCCGCGAGCUGCACAUCUUGUGUCGUGCAGUGAAAUUCGAUCAUCAAGUCGACAGUGAGAAGUGAAUGGGAAUCGAAGAAAGAAGAAGAAGAAAAUGGCCAGCAAAGAGGACGGAAAGGAAUAAAGAAAAAGACGAAAAGGAUAUUUACUGCGUGCAGAGCAAAGAGAUGAUGUCAUUAUCCAUAAAAAGAGAGAGAGAAAUAAGAGCCAAGUUGCAAAGAAAAAUCCCGAAAUGAAUUGAAUUUCUUCCACUCAGCUUUGGAGGUGUGUCCAUGUGGACAAAGCCAAUCGGCCGAUAUCAGCAAUCGCGAAAAACGGAAGCAGCAAAAGGCGUUUAAUAGCGCACACGCCGCCAAUUGCGGAUCUAACGACAUUAACUCCCAGCAUCAGCCAGUUAAAAUCUGAUGCAAUCAGCAAAAUGUAGAAUCCCUACACUACUGUGCAUGUAUCUGUGAUGUUACAUCUUUCCUGACGUGGACGCGACGGCGACGAUCGCGCAUAUCCGCUGGAUAUAUUCCGGACUGUGAAAAAGGGGGUGGGGGGAAGGGGGGAGAGAGGAAAGGGCUUGGAUCUUGCGCUCCUGUGGUGUGGCCGGAAUAAAUACAACACAAAGUGCUCCUCUAGCUCCUCUACUAGAUAUAUAUAAAAGACGGUCCGUCACGCGACAGCCUUUAGUCGGCCACCGCUGCUCCCCAAGUAAGAAACUAUACAGCCCGUGUCGCACAUCCCAUCCAGCGCCGAUCCGCAGUGCUGGUCUAUAUUCGUCACCCAAAAGUUGUUUGAUCCGCAACAAAUAAAACAGUGCGCGCCGUGGUGAAUGGGCCAGCCAUCAAGUGAUGGUCCAUGUUCGUGUGCCAGCAGCAGCAGAAGCUUUUGUCUUGUGAUUUAUUAGCCGUCACAUCGAUUGCGUCAUUCACAAUUCGCGUUGUGUGCUGAGACGACGAGAAGGGGCCGCCAGCCCAACUUUUUUUCGACCAAAGUUUUCCCCUUUUAUUCCGACCGAGUGAGCGGCGAAGAAAUCAAAUCACCGUCCAGGUUGUUGACCACAUUUCCUGGGGCACGGCCACUGUGUGUUGAUUGCCCAUCGGACGUUGUGGCGCAAUCGGAAAGAAAAAGACAAAACCAAUAAGACUGUGUAGAUAUAAUCUAACACAGGAGCGUGAUACAAGCUUGAGCUGUCAUGUGAAAAUGACGGCGACCGCCAUUGUGAUUGAUGCCCAGAGCGGAUGGAUUAUUUCCACCUUGUUCUUAAAAUACUAUUUGGCGGAUCGCUCGGUUAAUAUUGCCUCCGACCGGAUGCUUUGCGGAUCGCUGACAAUCGCGACGGACAUCCGAGAGUCUCGAAGCUGGCCCGUCAGCCAUUGCCACUGCCCGUUGGCCGCCUCGUCGAUAUUUGAAUAAGAUGGCCAACAUCAGCAAUAACGAGUCCAACGAGACUGCUGAUGCUGUCCGGCUGCUCGGAUUUGUCAUGGACAUGUUCAAUGAACAACAGCAACAAUGGCGGGAGCAUCAAAGUGAUUGGUUGGCCAACAACCGAUCGACAGACGUCGAUCAAGUGCAAGUCGGUGACGCAACAACAACAUCAACAGACCGGACGAUCGAAGAGUUGCAGCUCCUGAUGCCCGUCUGGGCCUACCAGUCGGCCGCCGCCUAUUUGAUCUUCAUCAGCGUCCUUGGUCUCUUCAUGAACAUUGUCGUCGUCCUAGUCAUCGUCAGUGAUCCACAGAGAAUGACGCCCUUGAAUUGGAUGCUCCUCAAUUUGGCCUGCUCCGACGGAACCAUCGCCGGAUUCGGGACGACGAUAUCGACGGCUGCAGCUUUUAAAUUCGGUUGGCCUUUCAGCGAUGAAUUGUGUGUCGCCUACGCCAUGAUUAUGUCCACUGCAGGAAUUGGAUCGAUCACGACAUUGACGGCGCUGGCCUUGUGGCGAUGUCAACUGGUCGUGUACUGCCCGGCCAAGCGGAGCGGGGCCUUCGCCAAUCACCACAGCGGCGGCGGUGGCGGCGGCAGCGCCAAACUGGGCCGAGUCCAGGCUGCCGUUUUGCUGACUCUCAUCUGGGCUUAUUCGUUGGCCGUCACUUGCCCGCCGCUGUUCGGAUGGGGACGCUACGACCGAGAAGCCGCCCACAUCAGUUGCUCGGUCAACUGGGAGUCCAAGAUGGCCAACAACCGAUCGUACAUCCUCUACAUGUUCGCCUUUGGAUUAUUCGUCCCCCUGGUCGUCAUCAUUUCCUCUUACGUCAGCAUCUUACGUGUAGUCAAAAAGACGGGCAAGUUCAAGAGAACGACGUUACAGCAAUCGACGCAACAGCAAAACGAGCAGAGGAUAACGCCCGAUCUCCAGGAAGUGAAGCAACAGAAUCUGAACAACAACCAACAACCGACCAGGACGUCCAGUAAGAGUAACAGCGACGCGGCCGAGAAGCGAGUGACGGUGAUGGUGGCCUGUAUGGUCGGCGCCUUUAUGGCCGCCUGGACUCCUUAUUCCAUUCUGGCCCUCUUCGAGACUUUCAUCGGAGUUGCCGGCCAUUCCGGCGGACCAGGCAGGAACAUGUCGAACACGACGUUGAGCCUCGACGGCCAGCAGCAAUUCAACGACAACCAGCCGACGACCAGCAAUGAGGCAGACGACAGCCAUUUCUUUUAUUAUUACGUCGGAACUAUUUCGCCGGCAUUCGCCACCAUUCCGUCACUGUUCGCCAAAACAUCCGCCGUCCUCAAUCCGCUCAUCUACGGACUACUCAACACUCAGUUCCGGUCGGCUUGGGAUAAGUUUGUGAUUCGGUUCCUGGGCCGAAGUCGACGUCGCUUCCGGUGUCAGCAGACCAGCCAGGGCCUGGACGAGUCUGGCAAUCAAACGGAGCGUCGCCGCCUGCGCCGAUUACUCGAUUUCAGUUUCACGAUGAAACAGUCUGUGACUGUCAACUUGCCCAUGAGGGAAGUUGUCCCGCUGUCCAACAACGACUCGAUCAAUUCGACGGGCAACCAACAACAGAAAUCGACUUCAUUCAGAAACGUCAGAGGGGCUUCGGCCAAUAGUCCGUUGACGUCAGUUCAAGCGGCGACCCAGUACCAAUCGAACGGCGAUCAGAAUCGCAAGAUAUCAUCCGACUGCGACUAUUCCGCCAGACAGCCGAAAUACAGGGAAUCGGUCAACCCUUUCGUCGGGACUACUGCGACGUCGGGACUAACGAAUUCAAAAUUCCCGCCGGGUAAAAAAUCGUCCAAGAAUUCUCACCGCAAUUCCAGGCAACAGCAGCCACAGUCUGAGCAGCCCGUCAAGUUGGUGGUCGUCCGUUUGCUGUCCGACUCGACCAGCUGUUGCUACACCACCGAAGAAACGUCAGUCAGUCUGAAUAGUCCGGCCAUCGGCCGCUCGCCAUCCAGCAAGAGCCAAGCCAAUAAAGCAAACAGUUUGCCCAGGCCCAAUCGUCAGGUGGAAUAAAGAUGGUACUUGGCUAUAUGUAUCAUCAUUUCCUAUAUAGAUAAUAUUUGGCCGUGUAUUAUUACGGAGAUGAAUGGCCGGGAUUGAAUUGUCUGUAAUUUCUAUGAUGAAUUAGCUCAUCUUUGUUAUUUAUUGCAUCCCCCUAUUUAUAAUCUGUUCCUGGGUACGAUGGGUCGGACGUUCGUUUCCAAUCGACUGCUGCUGCCAUCAGUUCCUUUUAUUAUCUCGUGAUAUGUCGUCUGUUGCAAUCGGCAAUCAAUGUUGUUUUUUGUUUAGUUUAGUUUUUUGUUUCUUUUCUUUCAGCAGUCGCAGUUGAUCUUGUUUUCCAGGAAAAAGGAAUUGAAAAGGAAAUAUCCGUUUGAUAUAUUCCAUCCAGGCGGAGUUUGUUCCGCUCGCUCGAUUGAUUCCCAACGACACAUGAAUUCCAGAUUUGAUAUUAUAAGCUGAUUUCUUUUUUUUUUUUUUUUUUUUCGAUUGGAUAAUCGAGACUUGAUUUAGUAUACGAUACUGUACAUUACAGCAUACAUAUAGGUGUAGUAUUAUCUUGUUCGCAUUUCUAGACUGCAUAUGAAUUCAUUUAUCACUGUUUAUUAUGUCACUUGCGUCACUGUUAUGUGCGUCGAUAUUAGUCAACCAUAUUUGCAUACAUCAAUUACGUAUAUAUUUAGUCAAACAAAUUAUCAAUUUUAAAAAGACUUUCCAUCACUAUCUCACCUGCCCCACUUAUGAUGUCACAGGGUCCGUCGUCUCUUUCAAAUGCUGGUGAUAAAUUUUUAUCGUAUCUACCCGAAUUUCGAUACAUUUUCUGAAUGUGUAAUAAUAAUUAACUUAUUCGUUUUCGUAAAUGAUAUAUAGGUAAGCGACGAUAUGUAUAAAACAAGAAAUGCGCUGUCAUCAAUAAAUGAAUGGCAACAAUACAUUCCAUCCAAUCC